CCAUGUUCUGCUGCAGGAUUCAUAUCAUAUUUCUGAAGUAUGGCCAAAAUAGUAGAAAAGGGAAAAGCUACAUUUGAGUCACAGCAUCAAACUGUGUACAGUUUCUCACCAGAUUUUGUGGCAUGCUGCAAGAGAAUCCUCUAGAAAUCCAUGGAAGGUUCUAGACCAACACGAGUUUCUAGGCCACACAAAAUCAGUGAGUCUUCUAAGGUGUACAAGUGGGCUGACCACUCCAGUAUGGUCCUUCAGAGCCUCAGCGAGCAAAGACAGAAGGGUCUGUUCUGUGAUGUAAUUCUGGUGGCUGAUGAGCAGAGAGUCCCAGCUCACAGGAACCUCUUAUCUGCAUGUAGUGACUAUUUUAAUUCCAUGUUCACCAUUGGCAUGCGGGAGGCCCAUCAAAAGGAAGUUGAAUUAGUGGGUGCUUCAUACAUUGGCCUCAAAGCUGUGAUUGACUUUUUGUACAACAAUGAUUUGUCUUUGGAUGGUGGGAACAUUGAUUAUAUUCUGGAGACAGCCCACCUUCUACAGAUUUGGAAGGUGGUGGAUUUCUGCUGUGAGUACCUUGAAAAUGAAGUGAAUGAUGAAAACUACUUGUACCUCCAAGAACUUGCCUCAAUUUAUAGCCUGGAACGCCUUGGAUCCUAUAUUAACUCUUUCAUUUUACAUAACUACAGCACUCUUUCCUUUACUACAAAUUUCCUUCAAAAUGUGUCCUCGCAGAAACUUUGCCAGUACUUAUCUAGCAGCCAUGUUCAACAUGAAUGUGAACAUGAUCUGCUGCAGUCCGCUUUGCAGUGGCUUACUCAUUGUCCUGAUAGAGAAAUCCAUGCUUACCAAGUUCUUCAGAAUAUCCAUUUCCAGCUGAUUCCUAAAAGUGAUCUUCUACACAGGGUGAAACCAGCUGUGUGCUCUCUUCUAAACGAGUCCAGCUGUGAGGGCCUGGUAGAGGAAGCUAUCAACUAUCAUAAUAACUUAGCGGCUCAGCCGCUGUUACAGAACACACGCAGCUCUUUGCGUUCAGGGAUUGAAAGGCUCCUGUUCGUGGGUGGAGAAGUGUCCGAACAUUGUCUUGAACUGAGUGAUGACGUCUGUUUUCUGGAUAAUAAAAAGGAGCAGUGGUUGUUCGAGACACAGCUACCAGCAAGACGGAGUCAUCACUGUGCUACUGUUCUAGGCAACUUCAUCUUUGUUGCUGGUGGAAGCUUCUCAAGAGACAAUGGAGGAGAUGCUGCCUCCAGUCUUCUCUACAGGUAUGAUCCCCGCUGGAAUCAGUGGACAAAGGUGGCUUCCAUGAACCAACGGAGAGUGGAUUUUUUCCUGGCUGUUGUCACUGAUAAACUUGUAGCAGUUGGGGGGAGGAAUGAAACCGGAGCUCUGUCUACAGUUGAAUCCUACUGCCCUCAGCAGGAUGUUUGGACUAAUGUCUCGUCUCUACCAAGAUUCACAUAUGGCCAUGCUGGAACGGUACAUAAGGAAUAUAUCUAUAUCUCAGGAGGACAUGAUUACCAGAUUGGGCCUUACAGGAAGAACUUGCUGUGUUAUGAUCCCCGUGCUGAUGUUUGGGAAGAAAGGAGACCAAUGAUAACGGCUAGAGGUUGGCACAGCAUGUGCACCUUAGAUGACAGUAUAUAUUCUAUAGGAGGCAGUGAUGAUAACUUGGAUUCUAUGGAACGCUUUGAUAUUCUUAGCGUUGAAAGUUACAGCCCUCAAUGUAACCAGUGGACGCGAAUAGCCCCUUUGCUCCUGCCUAACAGUGAAUCAGGAGUGGCAGUUUUUGAUGGGAAAAUUUACAUCUUAGGAGGCUACAGCUGGGAGAACACCGUAUUUUCUAGAACUGUCCAAGUGUAUGACAAGGAAAAACAAAAAUGGAUAAAAGGGAUAGACCUUCCCAAAGCAAUUGCUGGGGUUUCUGCAUGUGUUUGCAUAUUGAAAAAUAGAGCUGAGGACAGAAACAAAAAAUCAAAGAUGAAAAGGCAUUCAGACCGAUGUCGAUAAGGCGUCCUUAAGGAAAAGAAUAACCUGCAAAGCAAUUCUUAUUUACAAAAUGCAUUGGUUGAAGAAUGCCUAUACAUUUUAUAGGUUUUACUGCUUAAUUACUUCCUAAACUUUGACAGGAGUUCUCUAACCAGGAAACAAUUAACCAAAAGGGUUAAUUGCAUUGAAAUAAACAAAACCAUAUGUUAUUUUCUCUCACACUCCUAAAGGGAUAUAUUCAGAUAUCAAUGGUGGUAUAUGCCUUGUGCCUGCAGUAGAUAAAAGUUGCCAAAAUCCUUCAGGGGACCGACCAUAUACCCCAUAUACUGUCAGUGUUCGUUCUGCUUCUACCUCUUUGAAAAAAAUCCACUGCAAGAAUAUUCCAAAAUUUAUUAAGGAGUGAUACCAUAACUAUUAAGUGUUUGUCAAAUAAUGAAGGAAUACUGCACCCAAAACAUUGCUCAGACAUAUUUUGAGCAUGAAGGCUCCUUUCCUAUUCUUAUUAGCAAACAUUCCAGCGAUAAGCCUGGAUCUAAUGCUAGUUGGAAGUGUUUCUGCUAUGGGCAACCUCUUGGCAACGUUUUAUUUAUGACGACAGUCAAUGUUCCUCCACAGCUUUUUAUUGAUAAGAUGCGUUUAAAUGUUUGUGUUAAUAGAAAUUUUAACAGCCAGAGGAUUUAGACUGCAAGUACCUCUAGCAGCAAAGGUGUUCUGAAUAUUUUUAAAGGCCUUUUAACUUUUUAUUCAGUUUUGCAUUUUAUUACAUAUGUGUAUACUAACUUUUUCACCUCAUGUUUGUAGAAGACUGACUUAACCUGCACUCUUAUAACAUUUGUGAAACCACAUUUUUGUCUGUUUUAACUGUUAUUUGUAAUAUAGCUCUGAAUAUAGUGAAACAAAUCUCACAAACAUGUCUGUCAGUCAAGUUUUAUGGCAAUAAAAAUAAGUUUCUAUUGUGCUGUA
Molecule: messenger RNA, 2937 nt
Organism: Bombina bombina (fire-bellied toad)
Lineage: Eukaryota; Metazoa; Chordata; Amphibia; Anura; Bombinatoridae
Gene: KLHL36
Product: kelch like family member 36
Exons: 6
Coding region: 151-1995 (614 amino acids)
Molecular function (GO): cullin family protein binding
Source: RefSeq, a predicted model, not a curated record